Messenger RNA from Musa acuminata AAA Group (dessert banana), 1454 nucleotides. RefSeq names its product protein POLAR LOCALIZATION DURING ASYMMETRIC DIVISION AND REDISTRIBUTION-like. The transcript has 3 exons. Gene Ontology annotation, biological process: asymmetric cell division. Bases 1 to 1314 code for a protein of 437 amino acids. Lineage: Eukaryota; Viridiplantae; Streptophyta; Magnoliopsida; Zingiberales; Musaceae. The record is from RefSeq and is a predicted model, not a curated record.
AUGGCCUGUUCGCGGAAACAGGGGAAGGUGCUCUGUUUCUGUGUGGCGUUGAACGAAGAGGGAAGGAGUCGGAGGAAGGAAGAGGAGGCGGCGGAGGAGACGAGAAUAGUCGAUUGCCUCCAGGAAAGCAAUGAGGGCGAGGAGGAGAGCGAAAGGGGAGUAAAAAGGCGGGAGCUUUUCCUGUGCCUACCUCCCUCCUCUGCUUCCGCCGCCACUCCCGCUGCUUAUUCUCCCCGGAGCCUCAUCUCCCGGUUUCUCCUCUCACUCCAUCGGACGUCACCAACUCGCGGCGGCGGCGAAGGAUCCGGUUUCCGGGUGCGGUUUCCAAUAGCCUCUUCUAACCGCCGGAGAACAAAAGAGAGGAGAAUGACAGAGGAAGAGGAGGAUGAGGCGAAGGUGGAGGAACCGGCGGUGACUGCUUCUAUGGAAGGAAAGGGUAUUGCUUCCGGCGAGAGCAAUCUCGCCAUUGAUGCAGGAAAGCAGAGUGAUGCAGUCUCUUUGAAUCUGGGAAUGGGAGUAGGUCUGGUGUUCCUCCUAACGAGGAGUGCCACCGAAAUCAACAAGAUGGAGCAACUGAGAGUCCAAAUGGAGAUUCUACUCAAAGACAUCAAGGAUGAGAUGCACAACAAAGGCGUCUCUUCCCACCGAGCAGAGUCCAACAAUGUCGCCUCGUCUGCAUCAAACAGUUAUAUGGAACCCGAAGCUGAGACACGAUCGACAUGUGCUACAUUCACGAGGAACACAGCACGCCUCAGCAUGCACCAAAUGGAAGCGGAGAUGGAAGUCGAACUACAACGUCUGCAAUGCGCCGUGGGACGCAAGCUUUCAUCGCUGCCGCCACAUCGCAUGUUGGCUGCUGAGAACGCUGAUGCGCCUGAGACCUUUCAUGGAAGCUUCAGGGAGGCGUACGAAGGCGGCAGCGGCAGCGGCAGCGGCGGCAUUCAAUGUGGAGUUUCUGCGCAUGAGCUGACGAGAAAGCUUAAUCAACUCGUGCAGGCGAGGCAGCAAGAAGGUAUUGCGGAGUUGGAGUCUUCCUUCAACUGCACUGGCAAUUCUCACAUUGGCGAAGACGACGGAGAGGUAACCCAAGUCCAUGAAGAAGACGGUGGCAAUUACCGUGGGGUUUCUGCUCGUGAGCUGGAGAGAAGGCUGCAUGAGCUCCUGGAAACAAGGCAGCGGGAGAGGAUUGCAGAGCUGGAGUCUGCGUUGGUGUGUGCGGAGAGACAGCUGCGCGAGAAAGAGAGCGAGGUCUGCUGGUGGAGGGACACUGCGAGGUUGGUCUCACAGCAUAAGAACGAAGCAGUUCACAGGUGAGUUCAGGCAGCCAUUGCCGCACAGAUGAUGAGUUCUCGUUUGAUGUGUUGUGUUUGAGCGAGAGACUUGCUUGGUCUACUUGUCUUCAAUUUCCAGGAGUCAGGUUUUGCAGCCAUGUGUAGGGUUAAAGCUUCGGGAUG